Lathyrus sativus (Indian pea) is the source of this 705-nucleotide messenger RNA. Lineage: Eukaryota; Viridiplantae; Streptophyta; Magnoliopsida; Fabales; Fabaceae. The record is from the annotation of a GenBank genome assembly.
AUGGAUUUCGUGCAAAAUCCUUGUCCUUCUCCUUCAAUUUUGUUCGGUUGCUUCGGGAAUUUCGUUGACAAGGUUAAACAAUUUGGAACUCUCGCUGUUUCCGCGAUCAUUGGGAACAUUUUCUCUGCGAUCUUGACCUUUUGCUUCGCAUUAGUGGGGACGUUGUUGGGUGCUAUGACAGGAGCUUUGAUAGGUCAAGAGACAGAAAGUGGUUUCAUUCGAGGUGCUGCUGUUGGUGCUAUAUCAGGAGCUGUUUUUUCGAUUGAAGUGUUUGAAUCAUCUCUUGUUCUUUGGCAUUCUGAUGAAUCUGGGAUUGGUUGUCUUUUAUAUUUGAUUGAUGUUAUUGCUAGUUUGUUGAGUGGGAGACUCGUGCGUGAGAGGAUUGGUCCUGCAAUGUUGAGUGCGGUUCAAAGUCAGAUGGGUGCUGUUGAAACCAGCUUUGAUGAGGUUCAAAACCUCUUUGACAUUGGUGGUUCGAAAGGUUUAUCCGGAGAUUCUGUUGCAAAAAUCCCGAAAAUCAAAAUCACUACCGACAAUGUUGAUGCAUCAGGGGAGAAAGUUUCUUGUUCAGUUUGUCUCCAGGACUUUCAGCUUGGAGAAACGGUUAGAAGCUUACCUCAUUGUCAUCACAUGUUUCAUCUACCUUGCAUAGAUAUGUGGCUCUUGAGGCAUGGUUCUUGCCCAUUAUGCAGAAGGGAUCUGUAA